This is a messenger RNA of Tachyglossus aculeatus (Australian echidna), 1716 nucleotides long. RefSeq names its product F-box and WD repeat domain containing 12 (gene FBXW12). The record is from RefSeq and is a predicted model, not a curated record. Gene Ontology annotation, molecular function: protein binding. The coding region runs from base 125 to 1525 and encodes 466 amino acids. The transcript is spliced from 10 exons. NCBI's taxonomy places the organism in Eukaryota, Metazoa, Chordata, Mammalia, Monotremata, Tachyglossidae.
GCCUCGCGCGGGCUGGAAAGGGCAAAGGGCGGGGGCGAGGCUGACUGACUGACUGGCGGCCGGGGGUCGGGCUCGUGGAAAGCGGAAGCGAAGGCGGUGGCGGCCGGUCGAGAGGACGGUUACGAUGGGGUCGCUCUCGUUGGAUGGCCUCCUGCAUGUCUUCUCCUUCUUGGAGGCUCCGGAUUUACUCCGCGCCGCUCAGGUGGACAAGUUUUGGAACGCAGCAGCAGAUUCAACGGUCCUGUGGAGAAAGCUCUGCCUAGAACGUUGGGUGUUUUGCAAUGUUUCCCAUUCAAGCUUCGAAACAUUCACAUGGAAGGAGUACUACCUUCAUCGCUCCCAACUUGAGCACAAAAUGGCAUCAGGGAGGCCUUCAAGUGAUUAUAUAUCUAAAGCCAUUAGGGGCUUCAAAGGAGAAAUAAUAAGCAUGGCUUAUCUCACAGCGUACGAGUACAGUUUUCAGAAGCAGGAGAGAUCCAUUAUUUGUACCUUGGGUUCAGAUGGCCUCAUCCAAGCUUGGGAUAUUCACGAGGGUGAAGAAAUUUGGUCACGCCGUGUACCAGACUUGCCCCCGCAAAGUCUUGUAACAUUACCUCGGUUCCAACUGGUUAUUACCACACAUGUGAAAGGAACCAUCAAGGUCUGGAACGGAGAAACUGGGGCAGAACAGGCUUCAUUCUCCACACAAUCCUCCUCGUGUACUUUGGCGACCUAUAUGGCAAAUGACAGCCCCUUUCUUACAGCAGCCACUGCAGGAGGCACCCUGUAUACAUUAACAGUUCCUCAUUUAAAUGAGGUUUCACGUGUUACCGCAUCUCAAAGCAGCAAUGUUAAUUUGUUGCUCUGCUCAACUAACAUGAAGUGGAUAGUAACAGGAUCUAUUGUGAAUUUAGAUUCACCUACAAAGGUAUUCCAUACAGAUUCCUUGACUAGUCCUUGUGAAGAUAACCUGCCUUUGUCGACUUGUCUGCCCAUCAUGAACUGUGCUGCUGCCAGUUGGGCACCCUCAGAAGAAGCAAGAAUAACCAUAAUGCAUGGAGAUGGCUGGGCAGGUCAUAUGUCCAUCACCACUUUUGAUAUCAUCACUAAGAAGUCCAAGUAUAAAAUGGAGAUACAGGCACACGAGGUUGCAAGUUGCAUGUUACCGGAGACCACCGCUAGAUCCUCUCUACUGAAAAGCCACGGUGCUGACAUGAUUCUUCUGGGAACUGGAUGUGAGCUGAAGCUCUUCUCAAUUUUUGGCACGCAGUUAGCGGUCUUCCAGGAUCACCAGCGUACCAUUUCUUCCAUAUGGGUGGAUCCCUUUAGGGUCAUCACCGCUUCCUGGGACCUCUCUCUUCGUGUGUACAUGUGGAAAAGGGAAGGCAACAUUACUGUGCUGAAGAGUUGUUAUCACUUACUGGGGGGAUCCCACAGAUGGGCAAGGGGAUUCACUGAUGUGACCUGUGACGGUGUAAGCAUUGUAGGAGCGUUAGCUGGAAGAGAUGGGGCAGAUUUCCUAAGGGCGUAUACCUUCAGCCUCUAAUGUGUUUAAAAUGACAGCAGUCUGUAGGUAACCUCAUCCCCUUUCUUGUAGAGAAUGUUGGUACUUAUAGAGCUCAAAGAAAUUAAUUUGCCAUAUAAAGUUAGUUGCACUAAUUUACAUCCCGAGAAGCAGCAUGGCCCAGUGGAAUGAGCAUGGUCUUGGGAGUCAGGAGACUCUCGGCUCCACCACUU